Messenger RNA from Chroicocephalus ridibundus (black-headed gull), 2346 nucleotides. RefSeq names its product adhesion G protein-coupled receptor G7 (gene ADGRG7). Gene Ontology annotation, molecular function: G protein-coupled receptor activity. Lineage: Eukaryota; Metazoa; Chordata; Aves; Charadriiformes; Laridae. Gene Ontology annotation, cellular component: membrane. Bases 1 to 2346 code for a protein of 781 amino acids. The transcript is spliced from 16 exons. The record is from RefSeq and is a predicted model, not a curated record. Gene Ontology annotation, biological process: G protein-coupled receptor signaling pathway; cell surface receptor signaling pathway.
AUGCCUUCACUCCACUGGGAACGAAUAUUGGUUGGAAUUACUUGUUGUGUAGUGACUGUGACCCUUUGGGCACUGUGUAUUUGGCAGCUCGUCCUCAGGUUUAAGGCAGACACUACGGAACCCGUGGCACCUCCGUGCUUCUGCCUCAACGGUGGCGUCUGUCGGGAUGGAGCCUGCCUGUGCCCAGAGGAGUGGGUGGGAUCUCUUUGUGAGAUAGUUAAUUUCUGCGAAGCCAGUACUUACACAGCAAACAUUUCUGAAACCAUUAUAAAAAACCUUACUUUUGAACGGAUUAUAGUGGGCAAAUACGGCAACUCCAUAGAAAAAUGUGAACCUGAUACUGUGAAUGGUAACACUUCAAUAGCGAUCCGGAUGUGCUUCAGAGAAGGGAGAGUUCCUACUUUAGAGCCCCCAAAAAUUCUGAAUUGUAAUGAAAAUCUGGACUCCCUAGCAUCACAGGUUGAAACUGCGGACUCUAGCAAUGUUUUAGCUAUUGCAAGUAACACUCAAAUCCUCACCUCCAUGCCAGACCAACUGACCACAGAGAACAUCUCUGUUGCUACGAACAUCGCAGUGCAGAUUCUGAAAAAGCCAAAUGUUUCAGAAGACUCCCAGGCAUCUGUGGCAGUAAUGGCUACAGUGAGCCAACUCUUGGAUGCCAACGAAACAGAAUUCAACGACAAUAAUCUUGUCAAUGUUACAGCAAGCCUCACGAAAACAAUGGAGGAAUUCUCUUUGACUGCCAAUGUCUCGCAGCCCAACGUUGCAGUCCAGUCUGCUCCACUGAAAUUAAGUUCCUCUACGAUUCUGUUUUCGGCACAGAGAGAUGGAGCACCGGGAUAUUAUCAAUCCACAAAACUAGAAAUACAGGAAAAUGUCGAUGGACUUAUUGGUGACCUCAGUACUGAAGUUCAGAUACUGUUCAACAUUAUAAAUACCAGUUCAUCAGACAAUGGAAGAGUUGGCUUUGUCCUGUAUCAAAAUGACAAACUCUUCCAGUCAAGGAUUUAUCAUAGUCGCAGUAGUUUCUCCAAACAAAUCGUCUCUGGCAACAUUGAUAAUAGAAAUUUCAGCGGUGUUGAAAUAGCCUUCAGUCCCAAGUACAACACAUCCGAACUGCAGCUGCGUGAUCAUGCCUGUGUCUUUUGGGACUACGCUGUCAACGACUGGAGCACCGCCGGCUGUGCGAAAAGAAGAGACCAGUUCUUGAAAUGCAGGUGUAACCACACUACUAAUUUUGCUGUCCUGAUGGCCUUUCAGAUCAAAUAUAAAUAUGCAAAGCCUUUGGAGUAUAUUUCUUACGUUGGUGUUGGAUUGUCCGUGGCUGGACUGGUCAUUACCAUUUUGUUUCAAAUACUCACUAGGAAAACUCGGAAGUCGUCUGUAACGUGGAUGUUAGUGAGUCUCUGUUUCUCCAUGCUCAUUUUUAACAUCAUCUUCAUCUCUGGAAUUGAAAACCAAAAUGCCAGGAAUCACGGCAGCAAUACCACCAGCUACUACCAGCAAUAUGAUACCGCCAGUAACACCUUACUCACGUCAGACAUGGUAGAUCCCCCCGCAGACUCCUGGUGUACGACCGUGGCUGCCCUGCUGCACUAUUUUUUGUUGGCGACUUUUAUGUGGACGGCACUCAAUUCUGCCCAGUUGUACUUACUGCUGCUCAGAGCCAUGAAGCCCCUGCCUGGCCACUUCCUCCUAACCAUGUCAGUAAUCGGAUGGGGUAUCCCUGCUGUAGUAGUUGCAGUAACACUUGGAGCUACUUACAGAGAAGGCAAAGCUUUAAACUAUCGUCAAGAAGAAUUCUGCUGGCUUGCAGCACUGGAUCAAAAUCAGAAUUUCAGUGUGCAAAAGCCCAUGUUGUGGUCAUUCCUCUUGCCAGUAGCACUCAUACUCCUGUUUAACAUCAUCGUCUUCAUCAAGAUCAGUGUCUCUGUGAUAUGGAAGAAGAACGAGAAUUUGACAAGGAAUAAAAAGGAUUCAUUUAUGAAAAAGAUGAUCGGCACUACCUCUAUAGUGGUAGUGCUCGGAAUCACCUGGACAAUUGGCUACUUCAUGUUAAUAAGUCAUGAAGGAACAAGUCUUGUUUUCAGCUAUCUGUUCUGCAUUUUCAAUGCUACUCAGGGACUUCAGAUUUGUAUUCUGUACACUUUCAGAUCACCAAUCUUCAAGAAAAAAGUUUCCGAAGUGUUGCCUAUUUUCCAGGUGCCAGAGGUACCACUGCAUCUGCAUUCAAAAACCUACCACCUUUCAAAAUCGCAGCCUGCAAAUCAUUCACAGCAAACUUACAGAUCCACCCAGACUUUUUCAGACAAUAUUUCCUUGACUACCUUCCCUAACUCGAGUUAG